AUGUUGAAGCUGGGGAAAAUGCUGAAGAAUGAUGUGUUGGGAUGUGGAAGCUGGUGGGGUGAAAGGCAAGGAGCAAGGGGCAUUCUACAGCUGCUCUAUCUGGGGGUCCAUGGGGUGUGGGGAUGCAGAGUACAGGAUAUAGAGGAGGUACCGGGUGUGAGUUUGGUCAAGGGGGCGCCGCUGUGGGCCUCCGACCGGGGGCGGCGCUGUUGCGGGCGGACGCGUCUCGAGCGCGUUAAACUGCGUCAUCAGGCCGUGGCUCCGCAGAGGCCAAUGAGCGAGGGAGCGGGUGAGGGGAAAAUGCUCAACAGACGACGAUCGGCGAAGUCCUCUUCCUCGGAGAAUGAAGACCAGCUUGCGAGUACUCCGGGCAGGAAGUUUGGCCGGGUCCCGUUGCAGGACGUGCUGCUGCAGUGCAGCGCUCAGCGGGACAUGCAGAGAUCCAACAGCAAGGCCCAGUGCAUGGGGGUGCCGUCGAGCAACCUGACUCCGCUGCUGUGCAAGCUGGAACUGGAGGAUGCCUACCGGCCCGCCCCGCCACUAGUUUUUGACAAUCUCUGCAAGCACAUCUUUGUGGAUGGUGUGUCUUCACCGGCGAUGCAGGCAUCCUCCAGACCAGGGGUCCGCGGGAAGAGGAGCCUGCCGGUCACUGGAACAGCUGAGCCUGCAGGCGGUGGGGUGGUGAGAGAAGAUGGCGAACGGAUCCGUGGAGCAGACACCCCUCCUGUGAAUGCGAGGGAGUUGGUCAUUGCCGAGGCACAGGAGGAUCCCGAGCUGUCGGUCAGCGGGGCUGCCAAUGCAAGGGCGUCCGCGCCCGCCGAAGCUGCAGCUGGACAGUCCGCAGGGUCUCCCCAGGCCUCGCUGGUUGGUGUGAGCUCGCCAGAGUCCACACCUUCUGGCCCCGGGUCCAUGGCUGAGAGGCAGGGUGGCAGCAGCCCCGGUGUGCGGGCAGGUCAGGGCACCCAGGUGGAGUGUCAGAAUCCCCUUGCUGGGGAUCCGGGGACAUCUGAACCGGCAAGAGAGGAAGGGGAGGCCGGGGAGAGAGAGCACGCGCCCACGGGGGCAGAAGUAGUGAAGGUGGGGAAGAGGAAGAGACUUUCCAUGGCUGAGGAAGUGGAGGAGUGGGCACAUCUCUCGGCCAUUGUAGAGGGGGAGUCCGUGGCUGGAGACGUAGUGGAGGGGCCAGAGGCUGAAGAGGGGGUGAAGGCUGGUGAGGGGCAAGUUCGGGUACAGUUGCCAUUGCAGGGAGAACGGCUGUCAAUAGAAAGCACGUGGGAGCAAUCAGAUUCCAGAGACUGUGGGAAGGGGGUCCCAGAUGGGGACAGUGGGGAGGGGGUCCCAGAUGGGGACAGUGGGGAGGGGGUCCCAGAUGGGGACAGUGAGGUGUGGGUCCUAGCUAAGGACAUUGUGGAGGGGGUCCUCGAUUGGGGCGGGGAGCAGGAGGCCCUGGCUGGGGACAGUGGGGCGGAGGUUCCUUCUGAUGAGAGGGGGCAGGGGGUCCCAGCUGAAGGGCAACCUGUCCAGGCUGUGGAUGAUGGGGCAGGGGUCCCAGCUGGGGUUGUGACAGAUCGGGUCCUGACUGGGGCGUGGGUCCUAGCUGGGGACAGAGAUGAGGGGGUCCCGACUGGGAAGAAAAUCCUAGCUGGGGACGGAGAUGAGGGGGUAACGACUGGGGAGAGGGUCCCAGCUGGGGAUGGAAAUGAGGUAAUCCUGACCAGGGAGAGGGUCCUUGCUGAGGAUGGAGAUGAGGUAGCCCUGGCUGGAGAGGGACACCGAGCUGGAGAUGGGGAGGAGCAGUCCUGGGGGGAGGGUUUGUCAGGGGGUCUGGGAGAUCCAGUGGAAAUCCCUGCACUGGCCGCAGGAGGAGAUGCCACCCCUCUUUGUGCCGUGGGUUGUGACCUGCGGCAGACCCGGAUCAUCAGCGGAGGGCAGCGGGCAUUGCUCCCUGAGCCGGCAGUGCAGGUCGACAUGGGCACCAGCCCGCUGGAAGCGGUGCAGUCAUGCGCCCUGGCCUGCCUCGUCCACCCGGGGAGCAGUCAAACCCCCGCGGACACCUGGCGGCUGCUGGCGGCAGAAAUUGGUGUGAGGCGCGUCAUUUGCCGUGAGGUCAGCACGGCGGUCACUCCCGUGGGAUCGCACUGUGCCAUGACCUGCAUGACCCCCGUCUGCUUUGCCGACAAGGACGUCAACACCUCGGUGAUGGAGGAUGUACGAUGCGCAGUGACCGACAGCGCCGUGGUCACGGACCCGCUGCUCUGGAACUUUUCCCGCAAGGAUUUGGAGUCUGUUCCCCGGGACCAGUUGGAACGCCGUCUGGAGACGGCCCUGAUGGUGAACGAGGUUCUGUCCAGCCAGUUGAGCGAGCUGUGGAAGAGCAAGGGGCUGCACCUUGGUGUGGGGCCAGCUGAUCAGAGGGAGGCCUUCACCCAGACCAGCAGUACCCAGGCACUUGAGGUGGAGCAGCACUACCGGGAGCGGGAGCAGGAGCUCAGCGUGGAGCUGUACCAGCAGCUGCAGGCAGCCCUCGCUGACACUGGGGGGCAGCAGAGCUUGCUGCUCAGGGAGGUGGAGGAUGGGCUGCGUGCUGCUGAUGGAACCUGUGAGCAGAUGCAGAGGGAGCGGGCCAGGAUGUCGCAGCAGCUGGAGGACGCCAGGCAGCUGGCCCGGCAGAGCACCAGAACACUCCAGGCCACGGGCCGGGCAACGUCAAAAGCCCUGGAGGAGGCGGCAGCACUGAAGGAGCAAGUGGCCGAGGCUGAGUGGAAGCAGGCAAACAUGCAGCAGGAGUUGGAGCAUUGUACUGACGGACUGCGCGAAGCGUUGGCCAUGGGGAAACAGCUGAGCAGCGAGAAGCUGCAGCUCAAAUCUGACCUGGAAACCACGAGCCAGCAGCUGGCUGGAGCAGAGGCCGAGCGGGAGAAGACGAUGAAGGACAACGGCCGAUACUUUGUGGAGCUGGCGACAGCGGAGGCCUCGCGGAAACUCUCGGAGGCGGCUCUGGCCGAGAGCACGGAGCGGUUGCAGGCCUGCGAGGUGCAGAACAAGGAGAUGGUGGACUCGCUGCUGGAGAACGUGCAGAGUCUGAAGGAGGAUGUGAACAAGAUGCUGAAGGAGAAGGGAGGGUUAGAGAGGGCCGCUUCCGAAGCCCAGGGCCGAGUCCUCAGCCUGACGCGAGCUCUGCAGGCGAAGGAUGCGGAGUUGCAGGAGCUCUCCGACAUCCGGGCCCAGGCUGCCCUCAUCUCCGACAACUUCGAGUUCAUGGAGCAGGAGGUGAAGAUGUCCCGGGAGCAGCUGUCGGAGACGGAGGGGCAGCUCAGCGAGCAGAUCCGCUGCCUACACCAUCGUAACCUGCAGUGUGAGGAGCUGCGGACUCGGUGUGACCGCCUGCGGUCGGAGCUGGACGUGGUUAAGAAGGAUGCACGAGAGAUGCUGAUGGAGAUGGGGGAGCAGAUGAACCAGGCCAUCGUCGAGAUCAUGGAAAUGGAUGGUCAAAUGCAGAACGCCACCAGGUCGGCUGAGACCGCCCUGAAGAUUUGGCAUCAGGAUCUUCCCAAGACCGUUGCUGAAGUCAAGGCAGAACCACAGGUCGCAGCUCAGCAGACAAGCGACCAGGCUGCUGAGACAGGGGAGAUGACUCAGGCUGGCAAUGAACGUAAGGAAGCGGCCACGAGUGACAUCAGGAGUGAGCAGAGUGCCUUUGCUCCAAUUAAACCAACGGGCACAGACAUAGCAGCAGACAUGGAGGACACCCUGCAGCAGCGGGUGUGCAGGCUGCACCGGGCGCUGGGGAAGCUGCUGGCCGUCCGCGCGCAGGCCGAGAGCGCAAUGAAGCUGCAGGUGCAGGAGCUGCAGCGGGAGAUCUCGGUGGGGCGAGAGCAGCAGGAGGCCAAGAGCAACAAGAAGCAGCUGGAGCUGCACAGCCUGCAGAGGAGGGUUGGCGAGCUGGAGGCGGAGAACCGGCAGCUGGCACGGGAGCUGCAGGCACACGCCAAGACUAAAUGUGAACUGGAGCAAGCCUUGGAUUGUCAGAAUGAGACCAUCCUCGAAUUUAACAAGCUGUUGGAUUCCAAUCUCGAGGAACACUCGCAAUUUCUGGCGAUGAAGCAGCAGGUGACUGAUAUGAGGCGGCAGCUGCAGCAGGUGGAGACGGAGGCCAGCACCUACCGCGAGGAGUUUGCCAAACUCCAGGGCCCCGGGGACGCGCUGGGCAAGGACUGGCUUCAGGAGAAGGUGGAUCUCCAGCAGCAGGUGAGGAAGUUGCGAGGGGCUUACUUGCAGAAGGACAGCGAGAUCCAGCAGCUGAAGGAGAAGAUGUUCAGACAUAGAGCCAUCCUGGAGGAGAACAAUCAGAAAGCAGAGACCGAGGUGCGCAAGCUGGACAACCUGAUAGAGCACAUCAGACAAACUCUCCAUUCGAUACCUGAAGUGGUGGGCAGCUCAGCGGAGUUGAAGUGUCUCCUGCAGUGCCUUGGAGAUGAUCUGGCAACAUAGUGUGUCACGGGGCAAAUGUGCCCCCUUCUCUCUCUCGCUGGAGGAGGAAACGGCUGUUGUGAGGUGUGGGCUUCUGGUUGAUUCACUGUAGGAUUUGUGUCUCCAACAGUUUAAAAGCCCAGCGUUUCUUAUUUGUACAGAAGACCAGAGAGUGCAGCCACUUGAUGUUUAUUCUAGCUCUGCCUGACAAGUCAAAUAGUUCCAGCAAUUUGUUUGCAUUAAAGAUCUUGGGGUUGACUUUUCUCUCAUUGUUGGAGUCCACUGCCAACCCCCCACCCACUGAGGCCUCUACACACAGUGCAAAGUAUUUAUUUAUCAGUUGUAUAUAACUACCAAUGUUGUAAUCCUGCUCUGUGUUUCACUGCCGCUCUUCCUGAUUGUUGCCUGUCUGUAGAGAUCUGCCCCUCUGAAUAUUUCCCCUCUGUACCAUAAAGUUGCAUCUGUUGA
Messenger RNA from Amblyraja radiata (thorny skate), 4938 nucleotides. RefSeq lists its product as uncharacterized. The record is from RefSeq and is a predicted model, not a curated record. Bases 1 to 4491 code for a protein of 1496 amino acids. Gene Ontology annotation, biological process: cell division; regulation of attachment of spindle microtubules to kinetochore. NCBI's taxonomy places the organism in Eukaryota, Metazoa, Chordata, Chondrichthyes, Rajiformes, Rajidae. The transcript has 24 exons.